This is a messenger RNA of Jatropha curcas, 627 nucleotides long. The record is from RefSeq and is a predicted model, not a curated record. NCBI's taxonomy places the organism in Eukaryota, Viridiplantae, Streptophyta, Magnoliopsida, Malpighiales, Euphorbiaceae.
AACAAGCCCUAAAGUUGAAAAAAGAGGGCAAAAGAAAUGCUACUCUCGCUUCGACCGACGGUGGGUGCUCUUCCCGCCACAUUUCGCAGCAAUUUCAACAAACCGAAGCUUCUUCAUUGUUUCUCCAUAUCAAAAUCCAAUCUCAGUUUCAAAUUUUCUCCCAAUUGUUAUUGCAAAAAAAACAACAGUACCGAUAAACCCACUGAGACUAAGUUGCAAGUUGCAUACCGCGUUUAUACUGAAAAGCAAAAAUUAUCAGAUGGAGAACAUGAUAUACCAUGGGAAAGAGGAAGUAUAUGGAGUAUUAUGGCGAUGUAUAUGUUCAAUUUACAUAUCCCUCUCGGUGUUGGAGGCUUGUCUAUAGUUGCCUACUUGUUGCACCAACCUGCGCUUGAUCCACAAACUGAAAUAUUAUCACUUCUUGUUGUACAAAUUUUAGAACUCAUUGGAGCUCUGGUUCUACUUAAUACCACUGCCAAACCGGACCAUAAGUUAAGGAACAUCUUCAAAUCUAAUAAGUUAUCAAAGGAGAGGAACUGGCUGUUAGCAUCAGCACUUGGUUUUGGGUCUCUGACUUUAUUGGUGUUCCUUAUCUCAUUCCUUGCUGAUAUAUAUGUUGGGCCAAAG